CGGGCGCUUCCGCGUUCGCGCCGGCCGGAGGCUGCAGGGGAGGGGACUUGGGCAAAGGAGCCCACGCUCGCCCACGUCCAGCCCAGCGGGCUCUGGAGUCUGCGGGUCUCGGCCGCCGCAGCCUGCCAGGGGACUCGAUGGCAUCGGAAGAUCUGGCGCGGGCGCUGGCGGCCGUGCUGGGGGGCCGGGGGCUGCACGUACAGAAUUGUGACUCGGGGCCGGUAGGCGAGCCGCCCGCGCCCGUGCGGCUGCGGAAGAACGUCUGCUACGUGGUGCUGGCCGUGUUCCUCAACGAGCAGGAUGAGGUGCUACUGAUCCAGGAGGCCAAGAGGGAGUGCCGGGGCUCAUGGUACCUUCCUGCGGGGAGAAUGGAGCCUGGGGAGACCAUCGUGGAGGCACUGCAGCGGGAGGUGAAGGAGGAGGCUGGCCUGCACUGUGAGCCUGUGACGCUGCUCUUGGUGGAGGAGCGGGGCCCCUCCUGGAUCCGCUUCGUGUUCCUUGCUCGCCCCACAGGCGGAAUUCUCAAGACUUCCAAGGAGGCAGAUGCUGAGUCUCUGCAGGCUGGCUGGUACCCACGGAUCUCCCUGCCCACUCCACUGCGGGCCCAUGACAUCCUGCACCUGGUAGAGCUGGCUGCCCGGUACCGCCAGCAAGCCAGGCAUCCUCUCAUUCUACCCCAAGAGCUUCCUUGCAGCCUGGUCUGCCAGCGGCUGGUGACCACCUUUACUAAUGUACAGACAGUGUGGGUGUUGGUGGGCACAGUGGGGAUGCCUCAUUUGCCCGUCACUGCCUGUGGCUUUACCCCCAUGGAGCAGAGGGGUGGCAUCAAGGUGGCUGUCCUGCGGCUGCUACAGGAGUGUCUGACCCUGCACAAUUUGGCAGUGGAGACCAAGGGGCUGCUCGGACUGCAGCACCUGGGCAAAGAACAAACAGAUGGCAUCUGCCUGAAUGUGCUGGUGACAGUGGCUUUUCGGAACCCAGGGAUCCAAGAUGAGCCCCCAAAGGUUCUGGGUGAGAACUAUUUUUGGUGGAAGGUGAUGGAGGGAGACCUACAAACCCAGCUCCUACAGAGGCUCCAGGAAUCUUCUGUUGUCCCAUUAAACAGAUAGAGAGGUGCCAGCCGUGGGCAGGAGCUGGGCAGUAGGGCGUCUCUACCAGACUUUGCCUCCCUCCCUCUGAGGCAGGCAGGAGGCUGGCAGUCUGACUGCACAGAGCCUAGGGGCCAUUUUCCUGAUUCCCAGGGGAACUUUGGGGAACUCUGUGGAACAGGUUGCACCAAAAGGGACAGUGCCUUUUAACCAAGCAAGAAGUCUAGAGCGCAAGCACCGAGUUGCCUUGAGGGUACACACAUGCUUUUCCCUAAGCGGAUGAGGAGCUCUCGGAUCUCCAGAUGGCAUCUCCUCACAUUUCUAUGCCCACCUUGGUAAAGGCCUGCAUGCUGAUUCUUCCGAGCACUUCCGACUUGGAGGAGGGUGUAGGGAGGCCUUUGAAGGAGGGCCCCUUGCUGAGUAAAUAGCUGUUGCUCACCUUGCCUUUCCUUGCCUAAAUGUCUCUGCGGGUGAAGUGAGGGAGACUGUUGUUCCCGAGAACUGCUGCUCCCCUGUCCCACCCACAGCCACUCAGCCCCCCCACCCCAGUGCACCAACAGAGUGGCGGGGGCUGGUACCUCCUGCUGUUCACGGUAACCACUCAGCCCACCGGGGCUCAGGCUUUUCUGUCCUGCUGGGCAGGAUGUGACUGGGAGGAACUCCUCCAGGAGUUGAGCAGUGGGGACUUCGGGAAGGUGCAGGUGGGACUGGAGCCAGAAAUGCCCCCCCUGCCUCUGCCUGAGCUUCCCAGGCUCUGCGCCCUACCCGCUCCCUCUCGCCUCUGCCUGCUUACAUUUUCAGCCUGAGCUGUGUUAAACCCUUUCUUCAAUUCCUCUCAGAUUCCUGCCAAAUCA
Molecule: messenger RNA, 1942 nt
Organism: Sciurus carolinensis (gray squirrel)
Lineage: Eukaryota; Metazoa; Chordata; Mammalia; Rodentia; Sciuridae
Gene: Nudt18
Product: nudix hydrolase 18
Exons: 3
Coding region: 138-1109 (323 amino acids)
Molecular function (GO): 8-oxo-dGDP phosphatase activity; 8-oxo-GDP phosphatase activity; magnesium ion binding
Source: RefSeq, a predicted model, not a curated record